UUUCAUUCAAUCAAUUAGCACCAUCAUCAUCAUUUGAAAUAUUCCAUUUCUCUUCACUAAUGACAGUUGACAUAAGAAAAAUAUAUUGCAGGAUUUGAUUAUUGGACGUAUAUUAUUAUUGAUUAAGAAAAUGUUGUAGUUCUAACAUUUAAAUACAUAUAAAAAUGUAAAUCGUGAUUAAUAGUUAAAAAUAUCAAAAAGUGCGUUGAUUGAGGUGUUAAACAAAUAUUUGUUGUUUUGUCACCAAUGUAAACAUGGCUGCUGCUACCCUUAUAACUAAGAAGUAAUGAAGACUCACAGUAAACAGAAAUUAUUCCAAACCAGUAUGAUUAUUCGGCACCCAGGCUGUGUCUGCAAGUCAGGCUGUAGUCUGGGUAAACUAUGAACUUAUUUGGCUGUCUUUUUCCAUGUGCCCUACAGCACAGUUGGUGGAAUGUUAGAAGUGACUUGUACUUGUCAGAGGAAUUUACUCAGAGAAUGGGAGUGAAUGCGUCAACAUCUCCAGGAACUGAUGCUAGUUUAGUGUCAGGUAUAGGAGGAGAAUCAUUCAGUAUUGUAUAUAGGGAUACUAUUGGAGUUGUAAGGGAAAGGAAGAAAAAACCAACUGGAUUUGCCACUUUGAAGAAAAAAUUUAUAAGAAAAAGGCGAUCUUCUAAAGUAUGUGAUCAUGCGAAGAUGCUCCGUGAGUUAAUAUCUGUUUGGAGUCCUUUAGAAGUGGCUGCAUUACUUGAAGAGUUUGAAGCUUUAGCAGCUCUUAAAGAUUUAUGUGUUCAAGCAGAAUUGGCGAGACCUCCUGCUGCAACUUUUAAACAGGACCUUUCAGCAUUAUAUGAUUUCAAGUAUUGCACUGAUGCUGAUUUAGUAUAUCGAAGUGCUUGUUUCCCUAUACAUCGUGCCCUACUAUCAGCACGUUGUCCAUAUUUUCGAGAUCUUUUAGCAGGAUGUCCAGGAUAUGGAGCAAGAAUUUGCUUAGAGUUAAGAACAGCUACAGUUGAUGUUCAACUGUUUUCUGCCUUGUUAAGAUAUUUAUAUACUGGCGAUAUUUGUCCACAUAAUACUAACAUUGACAUAAAUUUGCUUAGAAGACUGAGAGAAGAGUUCGGUACUCCUAAUGCGCUAGAAGCGGAUUUACGGUAUUUACUAGAAUCAGGUGACUAUGCAGACGCCACUUUAGUGUUUACUUCUGAUGGGUCCGAUUGUCAGCGACCUGAUUCUGGAAGCUCCGAGUAUGGAUUUAGACCUAAAUGUGAAUUAGCUUGUCAUAAAGCUAUACUUUCAGCAAGAUCUCCGUUCUUUAGGAACCUCUUGCAAAGGCGGUCUAAAAGUGGUGAAGAACAUACUGAACGAGCUCUUCACAUCCCUACAAGAAUAGUUUUGGAUGAAACUGUGAUCCCUAAAAGAUUUGCAAGAGUGUUAUUGCAUGCAAUUUAUUUAGAUCAAGUAGAUUUAUCUCUCAUAUCCAGAGGAGGAUGUGGGGGAGGAUUAGGAGAAGCUCAAGCUUUAACCCAUACAGGUAGAGCUCGACCUUCACCAUUAGAGGAAGCAAUGGAAUUGUAUCAGAUAGGCCGAUUUCUGGAAUUAGAUAUAUUAUCACAAGGCUGUGAAGAUUUAAUUUUAGAAUGGUUAUCAUUGGAAACUUUACCUUCUGUGUUGCAGUGGUCCAGACUACCUCAUGGUUCAGCAUGGGUUCAUCGCCAGGCAUUACAUUUUUUAAGAGAAGAAUUUCAAACAAUAUCCCAGUCGACAGUUCUACAUCAAUUAGACAAAAUUCACUUGAUGGAAGUAUUGAAGAGUCCAUUUUUACAAGCUAGUGAAUUGGAAGUGCUACAAGCUGUUCUCAAAUGGGGAGAAUAUCAACUUGUAAGAAGAAUGGAGGACAGAGAGCCAAAUAUUGUAAGUCACACUGCCCAUUCUGUUGCCCGAAAAGGAGUGAAAAAGAAAGACUUGAGUGAUGUGGAAUUGCGGGAAAUACUGUCUGAUCUUUUACCUCUCGUAAGAAUUAACCACAUAUUACCAUCAAAUAGUGAUAUAUUAAACCAAGCUAUCCGUAGAGGAUUAGUAAGUAUACCACCAAAUCAUAUGAUUGGUGGCGAAAGAGAAAAUUUCAGAGUAAACUCUUGGAUUAGAGGAAAGAAUAAUGGAUCAUAUAUUCAGCCUAGACUUUUUAUGCCGUACUAUGAUGAAAUAAAAGUACGUGUUGAGGAUCAGCUUAUUCAAGAAGUGGAAAUGAUGCGCCUUCGUAGAGCUCGCUAUAUGCAAGACAUUCCAGACACACUGUAUAUGGUGGACGAGAAGCCACGUUUACAAGGUCCGGCAGGAGUAGAUGUUCUAGCUUCUGCGCUGCCAGUACCCGAUCCAACUGUGAUGAAUGCAAUGUUAAAAAGAGAACAAAAACUACGCCAAUCGCCUAGUUGCCAACGUGCCCUCAACAUGCCUUUAUCUUCCCGUCAUGAAAUUAAUAGACAAAUCAGAUUAAGAGUAGUUCGCGAAUUCAAUUUACCUGAUCCAGUGGCAGAUAUAUUGGAAAAUUGCUACGGUAUAACCGAUAAAAGUGAUAAUGAAUCCUUACAGAUAUCUCCUAAUAAACCAAUUAGUUUAUCUCACGGGUGUUAUAAUAAAAAUAUGAGUUUCCCUCGUCAGAGUUUUUCUCAAAGACAAGAAUUACCAGCUAUAGUACCCGACGGCGAAUUUCGUUUUUCAACAGAACCAGAAAGUAGUUCCUGUAGUGAUGGACAUCUUUCAGAUAUUAUGCCUGAUGUCGCAAUGGCUACAGCUUCAGUAGGACAAGUUCAACUUCAAGACCAACAAGAGAUGGAAUUGGAUCUCGGUGAUGGUAAUACUCGAAUUCAUAAUACUAUUGGUGGACUUCAAGUUAGAACUGGAUCGUUACACCAUCCUCUAUCUUACAGACGAUAUCCACCUUCCAGUUAUUUGCAUUUAAGAUCAGAUUCUCAGUCUUACAAUCCUCAAAUGCCAAGGUUUCUGUAGUUUUAAAUAUUUCAAUUAUGCUUAUUGUAAUAUAGCUUUCUCUAGAAAGCAUUUUUAUAAAUAUCCAGACAAAAGACAUAUUGAGAGCUAAAUACAAGCACAAGACCAAUAUACAAUUUGAGAGAUAUUAAACUAAUUUUGAAGAAAUAUUUUAGAAUCAAAAAUUGUAUUACAGAUUUUAUUACUAAUCUUUUAGUUAUAUGUCAUUCCAAUUUUUGUUGUAUCUUUAUCAAAUACAAUGUAACUAGUAUGAUAAUUUAACAAAGUAUCUGUUAAAAUAUUUAUAGAACUCGAUUGAAUAAAAUAUUUAAUCAACUGAGUGACCUAAAAAAAUCCAAAGUACAUUUUGAAGUAAAUACUCAUUGAGUUUAAUUUUAGUAGUAUCCACUUGGCAUUUUUGGCAGCUGAUCAUUUCACGUGUUGUCUAUUACCACAAUGAGAUUUGCAUUCUUGUUAUAUAUAUACAUAUUUUUUUAUGUGAAAGUUCUUCCAUUUGGUCGUUUCUGAUGUAAUCAAUUCUUAAAUACUGAGUAUUUUUCGCAAUAUAAUUUUUACAGUUCAUGAACAAUCUGUUUUCUAAUCUGUUUGUAUAUCUUCCAAUAUUUGACUAAGUUAGAGUUUCUGAAACCAUUAUUGAUAUUCAUCUGUAUGCACUGUUUAGUAUCAAUACUCACAAUAUUAACAUUGUUUGGUCCUCUGUAGUGAUAGUUAACAGUGUGUUCCUUUUCAACAUUUAAAACACAUUAAGUAACGGCCGGUUUCAUAAUAUAUUUGAAGUAAGCUUUAAAUUCAAAGUUUCCAUUAAGUCGCGCGUUUCAUAAUUGACAUUUAGCGUAAAUGUUAUUUAUUUGAACUUUGAAGUAAAGUUAGAAAUGUAGCCCUUUAGCAUAUAAAGUCUCCUUUAGCGGCAAACGUCAAAAGCAAACAUGUGCUAUGUUUGAAGUCUAAGCUGACUCAGGUGUCUUUAUAAUAAGUUAGGUUUAUGACACUAGAUAUCGUGCUACAUCAAGUUCAAGCCUAUGCAAAGACGAAAAAUAUAUUGACAUAGAUAGAAACGUACAACCUGCAUCUGAGUCUCAGCUUUGGAUUCAUAACAUUGUAGAUCGUUGGCCAGGCUUCGUUCACGACUGGACAAUAUUCAAUAGCAGUGCUUUUAGAAAGCAGUUUGAGAAUGGACAUUUUGGAAGACAUCUUUUAGAGGGUGACAGCGGAUAUCGCAUUCAGAGAUACCUCAUGACAAAAUGGAAAACAUGAAUACAAACGCUUAAAAUUUAUACAAAUAAAAAGAAAUGUUAGCAACAAAAUAACCCUCAUUUCUACCUUUAAUUUUGGUUCUUUUUCUAAUUACACGUAUUGGAAAAGAAUACAUAGAAUAUUGUCAACCUCCUUUCAACGCCUUAAAGGAGCCUUUACUUGAUAAACUCUUACAAAUCGAUUAUGGGCCUACUUCACUUCAACAACUAAGUUAAAGACCCUUUAAUCUAAAGGAACCUUUAGUUAAAGUGCCAGUUAGGGUGGGAUUAUGAAGCCGUUCUUAAGUCAUUAUGUAGGAUAGUUAUUUUAUCGUCCUCAAAAUAUGAAAUUGAAAAUAAGUUUUUUUGUUCCUCUGCUAAUCAACCAAUAAUAUUGCAGUCUUAUCUUUAUUAUUGAUUUUUAUUUGAACCAAAAGUACUACACUUCAUUUGUUUUUUUUAACAAUAUUUAUUGUAACUGUGGGAAUCUACAUUGCUGUAGAAUUAUAUUUGACUAUGCAUUCCAUUCUAAUUAGGAAUCAUUAAUCAAAACGUGAUUUUUGUUUUUUCUUCAAUGUUUGUAGACAUAAACCUAUCAGUGACUUCUAUCCGAUAGAUUUAAUAUUAAAUCUAAUAUUUAUUCAAAUGGUAACUUGAAUCAUUUUAUAACAAAUUGGUAAUACUGAAUUCAAUUUGUUUAUUGUAAAAUACUGAGGUGUUACUCAAAUAACCAUAGUUUUUACUUAUUUUAACAUAUAAAAAGGGAUACAGAAAUUAAGUAAAAACAACAGAGAAAAUAUACUAUAAAAAUACUUAAGAACCUGACAGUUGCAAGCUGGAAAGACAGAUUAAUCGAAGAAAAUAGGACUCACAAGGAAUGGUGUCCAAUUUUAAAAUAUAGCCAGUGAUCAAAGAAGAAGACAAAAUUGUCAGUAUAAUGAGAGCAAUAUGAGUAACUGAUAGAAAAGAAUGAAGAAACUUUACAAACAUAAUAAAAGUAGCCAAUUGGUAAUAAUAUUUAAAAAAAAAUGAUUAUAAUUAGAUCAAUCUCUAAUAUUUGUUAUUAUUAAUAUGUAACAAUUAUAAAAUGAUAAAAAUAUAUGGAAAUUACUGUAUAAAGGGCAGAAAUGAAAUUUUUUUUAGGUUUCUUGUUAAGAAAAUAUUUUAUUUUCACGACCGAAUUUUUUAAAAAGCAGGUUUACACAAAAGAUUUUUAUUAUUAAAAAAUUGUAGAUUGAAUUUAAAUUAUUUUAUUUAUGACAGGAUGAAUUUAUUAUUUUAUCUAGUACAUUUUAUAAUUAUAGUAUAAGUUUUUUUAAUUUUAAGUAAAAAAUAAAUGACCCUUACAGUGUUAAAAAUGCUUUCUAGAGAAACUUUAUCAGUAAUAAUGUACAACUGUGAUUUUCUGUGAAAAUAUUUUUAGGUUUAAAUUAAUUUAUUGGAUGAAUUUGAAGAAUGAAUAUUGGGUGUAUUGACUAUGUAUCAUGUAUUAUUGUACCUGUGGGUGUAUCAUAUUAGAUAUUGUGUUGCUGUUAUUUGUAUAUAAAGAGUGAAAUUAGCAAAUCUGUACUUAAGACACUUUCUACAUUUUCAGUUGUUAAUUCCGAAAAAUAUACUUUGUUUCAAAUUAACUGUAGUGUAAAGUUGAAAAAAAUAUUAUUGUAGACAGUAAACCAUCUUACAUAAAUGGACUAUUCUGUAAUAUACCAAUCCAUUAAAAAAUUAUAUCAA
Molecule: messenger RNA, 5951 nt
Organism: Diorhabda sublineata
Lineage: Eukaryota; Metazoa; Arthropoda; Insecta; Coleoptera; Chrysomelidae
Product: BTB/POZ domain-containing protein 7
Exons: 6
Coding region: 382-2988 (868 amino acids)
Biological process (GO): morphogenesis of a branching epithelium
Molecular function (GO): protein binding
Source: RefSeq, a predicted model, not a curated record